Molecule: messenger RNA, 3487 nt
Organism: Acipenser ruthenus (sterlet)
Lineage: Eukaryota; Metazoa; Chordata; Actinopteri; Acipenseriformes; Acipenseridae
Product: protein phosphatase 1 regulatory subunit 3B-like
Exons: 3
Coding region: 269-1306 (345 amino acids)
Biological process (GO): regulation of glycogen biosynthetic process
Cellular component (GO): protein phosphatase type 1 complex
Molecular function (GO): glycogen binding; protein phosphatase 1 binding
Source: RefSeq, a predicted model, not a curated record
GCUGGGUUCACGUGGAACCUGUUUGUGGUAGAAAGCCACUUCACACAGAGUAGUUCAUUUAUUAAAACAAUGGAAUUGCAAAGUGAAGUCGUGCUGUAAGAACGGUUGUAUGGCUGCAGUAAUAAACAAAGCAACUCUUAAAUCGUGGAAAUAAGUGAAACGCACACCGGAACAACCCGAUAAGUUAAUAAUGCACUUUAUUUGAUUGUUAACGGGCACAUGCAAUUCUAAUACUCCUCUCGAAUUUGCGUUUGCCUGCGGUUUUCAAAUGAAUUGCACCAGAACGAUAGGGGGAGGAGAGCUUUUGCUCCGAACAGCUGUUAAAACCAGGAAGAGAACGCGCCGAAAGACUGGACCAAAAACGAAUUUCUUGACAAGACUCAAGAGUCUUGUUCUACAGAAGUUACAAAUAGACUCGGCUAGCAUCUUCAGCUUUUUCUCCCAUAAGUCUACCUUGCCUGUAGAGCUGGCCAUGCCUCUGUACAUGGCAAGUGAUGACUUCAUUUACAAAAGGAGGCCCAAGCGCACGAAGCCCCUGAGGCCUUGCAUUCAGUGCUCUAGUGUGGAAGUGAAGCAUAAAGAGGCCAGUACCAGCACUGAAGGGGAGUGCAGAGCUAAGAAGCAAGUGUCCUUUGCAGACCACAAGGGGCUGGCGCUGACAAUGGUCAAGAUCUUUUCAGAGUUUGAAGACCCCAUUGAAAUCCCGUACAACAUCCAGGAGUUGAUCGACACGGUGGUGAACUUGUCGGUGGAGAGGGACAGCCUGGUGCUGGAUUUCGAGCAGCCCUCUGCAGACUACCUGGCCUUCAGGCAGCGGCUGGAGAAUGACCAUGUUUGCUUGGAGAACUGCAUGCUGAAAGAGAAAACCCUGGUGGGCACAGUGAAAGUCAAGAAUCUGGCAUUUGAGAAGUCUGUCAAAUUGCGGGUCACCUUCAACACUUGGAAGAGCUUCAUAGACCACCAGUGCCAGUAUGUAAAUGACAUUUACACAGGCUCUGACAGGGACACUUUCUCCUUCGAGAUCGACCUGCCACACAACAUACCACCACAUGAACGCAUAGAAUUCGCUCUGUGCUACACAAGCAAUGGGAAGGAUUUCUGGGACAGCAACCAAGGCCAAAAUUACAAGGUGAUUCGAUCUGUACUAAAAACCUCUCCAGAGAACGGAGUGAACGGUUCUCACGUUAAUGGGUUUUCUGACGUAGGUAUUCAUUUUGACCCCUAUGGCAGCCCUAGAUGCUCGUAUGGUAUUUUUCCCGAAUGGCCUUGCUAUGAAGGCUUUGAAAAAAUAGGGCCUUAUUACUAACUUGUUUUGUUGAGGGACAUAUCCAUGCUGAAGAGCCAUAUGAUCUACUUGUUUCUCUUUUUAUCUGAUCUGUGAAACGUUGAAGGUUAAGCACCUAAUACUGUUGGGUUUAUGAGAACUGACCACAAGGAACUUGCCUAGAUGGAGGUGUGUAGUCAGAAAUGUAUUUGGUUAUGGGUCACUUCCACCAAUAAUAUUUAAGCUGUUACAGUAAUAUUGGACCUUGACCUCUGUCAAUUGAAUCUUGACACAACCUUUAUAACAAUUUCAGAUGGGGCCUUUUUGCUAGGCCGGUGAAAAGAUUAACACAGUGCAAUACUACUAAAUACCAUUGUGGUAGUCUUGGUAACUUGCUUCCUGAAAUCUGUGAAGGGAACAUUGAAGCCAACAUUUUGCUUUGUCACAAGAUAGGACACAUUUUGACUUGCUUACUCAAGAUUAAAAAGUAAGGUUGGCUGUACUGUACCCUUUUGCUGCUAUAAUUGCAGUAAGCAUGCUUGCCAUGUAACCACCACGAAUGAGGAUUGCACUAUAUUGUAAAUGGAAGGUAGAUUCCCUGCUGAGUGCAUUACAUAUUUAGGGCUUCCCACAGCCACUUUUUAGUAGUACAUGGUAUGUUGUGCACAACCAUCACCUGUAACCUCCUGCCAUUGCACACUUUUGUCAGUCAGGUAAUGAAAUAAAAUUGCAUCGGUUAGGCCAUUGAAUAAGGGGGGAAAAAAGGAGGGAACAUUUGUCCAGAAAAUCAGCAUACCUGCAGUAAGAUUUAUUUUUAAAUACAGUUUCAUAUACAGGUAGUGCUGCAUAAGAAAAGGGAAUUGGGUGUUUUGGGUAUCGAAAAAGCAGCAGAGUUGAGUGGCAGUCAGAGUGGUUGUUGCUUUUUCAUGGGUAUAUAUGAUAUCAUGUCCAUAACAAUCUAAACCCCUUAUUCUAAUAGAACUUUUGUCUUACAAGAUAGCUCUAAUAGGAUUUUUAUCAUCCUGCCCAUUCCGCCUUUGAUAGCCCUCACUACUAGGUGCUACUGAAUGGGACCAAGCAACUAAGCUUUAGCUGUGAAGUGUGUGUGAUUUAUAUAAAAUCUCACAUACAUAUACACACAAACUUCAAAGCUAAAGCUUAGUAUCUUGGUCUCUAUGUAUUGUCAGGGAUCAAAUAUUUUACCUUCCGGUUCAGAGGAACCACAAGGCCAUUUACUGGGUAUAGUGGAAGUGUUUUAAAUUUGCAUUAUUUCUGGAAUCCAUAAAUGGAGCUUGUGGCAAGUAUUUAUUCUUUGCCAUCAGAUCCAGAUUUUUUUUUUUUUUUUUUUUGUGUAAACGGUCUAUUGAGGUAUAUGUUUAAAUAAGAAAGUGUUUGUGUAACACCGAUAUCCCUCUAUGCGUUUUGGUCAGAGUCCUUAUAUGUAUAUAGAAGAAAUAUGAACUUGUAGCAAGUUAUUUCUGGGCAUACAAAGGGAAUAUGUAGGCUAAUCCUUUUGUAGACUGUGUGCCUAAAAAAACUGGUAUCUCUCUGUAUUGUAGACAUCUGUCCGUAUUGUACUAUGGGCCCCCAUUCUCUUGCUAAAUGAAAAAAGGGAUUGUUUGUAAGUUUAUUAUAAUCUUUGAGGGCAAGUGAAUAUUUUCAAGAAAAAUUGGAGAUCCCAUUUUAAAACAAUCAUGGCUACUUAAAAAAAAAAAUUAAAUGUGAUCUCUAAACCGAAGAGAAUUAGCAGUAUUUAUUUAUGUAAUUGCCUUUUUAUUGUCAUACCCUUUCAUUUGAAAGUUGUCAAUGUGAGUCGCCACUUUUGUUUUAAAUGAUUAAUAAUUGUAAAAUGAUCACGAGUACAAGGGAUUCAAGGUAAAUGACGUCAGAAUUUUUAAUCGUCAUUUUUUAAAAUUUGAAUACCUCCUGCACUUUAAAGUAGAGAUUACAGUGUUUGCUAAAGGGCUUGAAAGGUGAUCUUCUUUGGCGUUCUUCUAUCUACCACACAUUAUUGCAAAAAGUUUUUUUUAAAACCUGGUUUUAGCUAUUUGUACACUGCAGGUGGGGGCACACUGAAAAAUAUAAUGAAAUUCACCAAAUUGUUCAUAAUAAUGGAAAGGGCACCUAGUUAGUAGGAAAUAAUGUUUUGGAUUGUAAAAAGGUAAAUCUGAACUAUUUUUGCCAAUGUGUGUAAUAAAAUGAGUUUAUACUUUUUCUUUGAAA